AUGUCCUUUGAUUGCACUGGGUACUUUAACGGGAAACUCCCGCAUGAGUCGCUUCUCUUCGUAGAUGGCCAGGCGCCCUCGUGGGAGAUGCCAUGCAGGUUUCUUGCCGGCCUGUUUCAGGACCCGGGAGGAUAUGGAAUUCCCGAGCAAUAUCAUAAUGACUUGAAGAGAAUCCAAGCAAAUUUCUUUCCCUCUAUGACUAUGAGAACCGUGGAUAUGCUCGUGGAUGGUUGGGUCGCGUCGAAGAACCGCCAGGAAAGAAGGGCAAUAUCGGAGUUUGUCCCAUUCCAAGCACUUCCUCAUUUCAAAAAGAUCAAAAUGGGAGCAGGGUCUGGGGAGAUUACUGCAAUUUAUUACCUCGAGGUCCAAUUCCAUAACACUGAUACCAAACUGUUUACCGCCAUGGACGCUAUUGCGUAUAUAUUUUCCAUCGCCGACCCUCCGGAAGGCGUUGCACUCACACCAGAGUUGUUUUUCCUGCCUCUACUAGGCAAAUUCGCGCAAUUUCUCUACUUCCUGCACCCCAACCAAAACGCGUGCCCGAAGGUGAUGUGCAUUGUCACGCUGAAAAGCGGGGACAAGAUUCAAUGGCUCCUAGGAGCUAGCCUCGGCAGGUUCAAACCCGAUGAUAGAUACUGGGAUCCAGGAUUAAAAUCCAAACUUGCCGGAGCUCGGUGGAUAGAAAUGUCAAAGCUUCUAGGGUUAGAUACGAAGAUGGUGGCACCCCUCACGAAAUCUCUGGGCGGGCAGAAUUGGGGAAAUUGUGCGGAGAGCUUGCCCUUUGCUAGUCUUUUGAGGGAACUUGAUUCCAAGUCGGAAACGGUGUGGGGCACGGCAGUAAAGUGGGAGGGUAACCGGCCGGUCCAGUGGAAACGAUCAAUCACGCUUGAGAAGGUGGAAGAGGUUAUGGUACCUCCGUGUCGCAAUUGUCAGAAGCUGCUGAAGCUAAUGAAUGUGGAGGAUUACGAGAAAGUAGUGUAG
Messenger RNA from Morchella importuna, 981 nucleotides. RefSeq lists its product as uncharacterized. The record is from RefSeq and is a predicted model, not a curated record. Lineage: Eukaryota; Fungi; Ascomycota; Pezizomycetes; Pezizales; Morchellaceae. The coding region runs from base 1 to 981 and encodes 326 amino acids. The transcript is spliced from 5 exons.